Messenger RNA from Hydra vulgaris (swiftwater hydra), 2240 nucleotides. RefSeq lists its product as uncharacterized. Lineage: Eukaryota; Metazoa; Cnidaria; Hydrozoa; Anthoathecata; Hydridae. The record is from RefSeq and is a predicted model, not a curated record.
CGUAUCACUAAAUACUCUUUUACUAAAGCAAGGUUUAUUAUCGUUAUAUAUACAUAUAUAUAUCUGAAAAUGGGUGAAUUAAUCAAUCAAAAAUUGUUAUGUGGAGGACGCUGGACAAAGUUGGGUGAUGGGUUUGUAAUUGCCAUCACCAUAUUACUUUUAAGUCACAGAUCAGUAAAAGGAUGUACAUGGCUGGAAAAUAUUAUGCCAGACAUAAAUGGAGGUAUUGCAUCAGUUCUAAGUAAUACACAAGAUGAUUGUUGUGCAUAUUGUGUAAAAAACUUUACUGACACCUUAGCUGCUUAUUAUAUGAAUUCACAGUGCACAUGUUUAAAUGUAAAUCACAAAAGAAUUGUGUCUUAUGGAAGUUAUUACACGUAUAUUACAAGAAACCCUUUAUCAAUAAACCAAUCAAGUUAUGAAUGUGGCAGCUUUGGUUCGUUUACUUUGUUUACACUUUAUUUUGUUGUAUCACCAUUGGAGUCAUAUCUAUUUCAAGUUAUAAACAUGAAUUUGACUUCGAAUCUCUCAACUUCUGUUAUAAUGAUAAAACCAGAUGCAACUUAUAUAAAUUAUGAUGGUGCUGCUGUUGGAUUUACAUAUCAAGCAUCUAUUAAUUCACAAAACUACUUUGUAAAUGUAACUAGUACUUUUAAAGUUGGUUAUGUUAACAGCACAACUCAGUUUGCAAUGUCGUUUGCACGCUUGGCUGAUAGUUUAUCGAGGUUAAUUAUCUAUCUUAAACCUUUCAAAGUUGUGGCAAAUGUAAAGAAUAGUAAUGCUGGUUUUAACUCCACCUUAUUUGAAGCAACAAAUGGUGCUCUAAAGUUGAGAUUUUUUAUAAAAAAUGAUUAUUUUAAUUCAAGCGGAGAUGCAGAAGAUGUUGUUUUCAUAAUUUACUAUAAUGAAAAAAUAAUAAGCUAUAAAAGUUACAUGCAUACUGUUGGUGGAAUGGUGGCUAAUGUGACUUUUCAACUUCUCACUCUUCCUCCAAAUAUGAUAAAAAUUAUUAUUCCGAGAUUGAGAUGUGGUGCCUUUAUUCAGAUUAUUGUCUACUUUUUAUCUCUAAUGAAUAACCGACAACCAGUAGAGUCUUUCUUUCUUGAGCUCUCUGCUACUAUUUACCAGAAUGGAACAUUGCUUCAGCUAAUAAAUAAAAACAUUACUCUGUUAGCAGAUGUUGAAACACAAAACCGAGCUAGGAACCGAAGGAUUAUUGGGGACAUGCUUUCACUGCUUCGAUUUAAUGAUUUACUACUUGUGUGUGAGUGGGCAAUAGAUAGAACAAGAAAUUAUUGUGGAAUCUUGUCAUUGGAAGGAGCACCUACAUUUACUAGGUUUUCUGUUGUUUUUCUUGAACCAAUAUGCUAUGAUAACGUGACACAAAAUAUUUAUUUUGAAGAUAAAUUUGAAAAUAUUGUGGUCUAUAAUUAUUUGAAUCCGAUUCCAAUAAGGUUAUCUGAAACAAAAGAAAAAAUUCUGCAACUACCAUCAAUAACUUUACCAUUAACAAUUUCUAAAGGUUCACGAGUAUUUGGUUGUAAUGUGAAAACACAAAUUGGGAGUUACAAAGAAACACCUUAUUACAUGAACUCUUUUGGUUUUAUAUUCAAUUCUAGCAGCAUAUAUAAUUGGGUUUCUCCCGCCAUAUACACUUCAACCAGUUUUUGUUAAAGUUGGAAAAUAUUCGUAGUAAAAAUUUAGAUUUAGAAGAAAAGAUUUAUUUAAUAUUUAACAAUGCUCUAAGCUAUUUAAUAUGAUGCUUCUAAGCUAAAAUCAGCAAGAAUUCUACCACGAAAGACGCAGUUUUCUUCGAAUUAAAAGUCACGUAAAAACACAGAUUACUUUGAGUUAGCAACCAUGCAAUAACACAGUUAUCCUCAAGUUAAAAAUUACAAAUUUCAACAAUCCGUCCCACUUUUUUCCAAGUAAAGGUUUUCCUGUCAUCAGCAUUAUUUGAUAGGUUGGUACCGUUGCCUAACAAGAACAGAUCUUACCAACAACUAAUUUUGUGCCUCAAAAAAUAAACAAAGAAGAAAUUGUUUUGUUUUGUUUUUUUAAAUCUUUUCAAGGCUUUUAACAGCUAAAUCAAAUUUUGUACAUAACAAAACUUCUAACCGUUAUAUUUAAAUUUUAUUAUUUAGUUUAGAAAUUAUAUAUUACUGUUGAUAUUAUAAAAUAUUUCUUGUUUUUUUUUAAUGAAUAAAAGCUAUAAAGGCUUUGUUGUAUAUUUUUUCAAA